Molecule: messenger RNA, 473 nt
Organism: Saccostrea cuccullata (small rock oyster)
Lineage: Eukaryota; Metazoa; Mollusca; Bivalvia; Ostreida; Ostreidae
Product: antistasin-like
Exons: 4
Coding region: 75-377 (100 amino acids)
Molecular function (GO): serine-type endopeptidase inhibitor activity
Source: RefSeq, a predicted model, not a curated record
UAUAAAACCUUGGCUUAUCAGUUGUAACAGCUGUGUGAGCAUAUUACAGCAGGAUUUACUUAUAGACAGUAAACAUGAAGUUAAUCAUUCCAUUUAUAUUCUCAGUUUUUACAGUAUGUACUAUUAUGGCGGCCCCCCAGACCAGAGGGAUGUGCCUCAGUCUGUGCGGCAAGUACGGCGUGGACUGUCCCGCGGGGUACGAGUGUCGCAGCAAUGGAUGCGGUCACGAAUGUUAUAGACCGGCUAACUAUGUCGUUCCCGAAGGUUGUGCUCCACUUCAUUGUGAUCAACACUGCCCACUAGGAUACCAGGUGGAUGAUUCAGGAUGCGAUGUCUGCGCAUGCGAUUAUUCCGCUCUCUCGCACACCUUUAUUUAGCAGGCCAUUUUUCUUCGAGCUCCUAAAUCAUUCAUGAGAAAGAUAAUAAGUCAUCGAUGUUUGUAGAUGAUCCAAAUAAAUUUGAUGGUCGAACAA